Selaginella moellendorffii is the source of this 684-nucleotide messenger RNA. RefSeq lists its product as uncharacterized. Bases 56 to 580 code for a protein of 174 amino acids. The record is from RefSeq and is a predicted model, not a curated record. The transcript is spliced from 3 exons. Gene Ontology annotation, molecular function: endonuclease activity; nucleic acid binding; zinc ion binding. Lineage: Eukaryota; Viridiplantae; Streptophyta; Lycopodiopsida; Selaginellales; Selaginellaceae.
UCCACCUAAAUGAAAGAGACAUUGAUUUUAGGGUUCUUGAGAGUGUUUUAUUUUGAUGGAGGAGGCAACCUCGUCCUCCUCGUCGCCUCUGCCGGACAAUGCCGCGCGGAAGCUGCGGCUUUUCGACGAGAAGAUGCGCCGCCAGUGCUGGCAGAAGGCGGAGGUGGUUCCCGGGCGGCAUCCGGAGCGAUGGCGCAAGGAUGGAGCUGGAAAUGUGGUGUGCCGCAAGUUCAUUGGAUGCGAGGGCUGUAUGUGCUACGAGUUUGAUCACAUUCGCCCCUUCUCCAAAGGAGGAGAGACCGAUGUGAGCAACUGCCAGAUUUUGCAGUCGCGUGUCAAUCGCUUGAAGAGCAACAAAGACGCUGACGAACAUCUACUCCAGCAGUACUCUUGUGAUCUCAAGUUCACAGCGCGAGAGCUGGACCUGGUGGAGAUGGCGGUGUAUGGAAACGUGAUACGUCCCGGGCUCCAGUGCCGGUGUAAGAGUGUGUCCGAGACGCUUGGAAAUGGUGUCCAUAAAUCCAAAGGCCACGAACCGGCAUGCGAGCUUCCAUACAAGGCCCACGGCGCCGGCCCUUGACUUCGAGCAGACAGGUUUGUUUGUUUGUUUGUUUACACUGCUUGCUGGUCUCGCGAACUUCGUGUUUUUUAUCUGUUCUUCUUAUUUCAUUCUUUUCGUUCUCU